AAAUAUAACAAGACAACCUCAACUAGAGCGCAGAAAAAAAGAUGCGAGAAAAAUGCACUUGUUGAUUUGGGCCAGGACCGAGCUAAAUGGUAUUUCACUACAGAAUAAGAAUGCUUGGCACCGCAAGAGGGGGAAGGAAAUAUUUUUUCCAUUGCUUUGCAGGACUCACUUCCCUGCAGCGCGCACUUGAGCGCAUGGACGCAGAAGUGCUUUCAAAUGAAACCUCUUAUCGACUUGACCGUGCUCUGUUUAUCACAGAGAAAAUCACGUUUAUUAAUCAGGUAAUCGGAAGAUAGGAAUGAAACCCAACUCCCAACGUGUUUCUCUGUUACUGUCAACUCUCUGCACAAGAAUGAAAGGAAUAUCUCAGUGUUUUCUGGGCUGGCUGCAGUUUUGCCAAUAGACGCAGACAGUUCUCCAUAUAUCAAAGCGGCGCCUGUCUCUGCACGUGCACGCUACUACGGUCAAUCUCGCAGGUUUGCGCCGGAGGUAACGCUGCUGCAACAUCUGCAUUCACGCUGUGAGUUGCACGGGCUCGGAGAUGUUCGCGUGGUAUACGGGCAGGAUGAUUGAUGUGGAAGCACGAGAGCGGUGAACGGUAAACGGUAAACAAUGCAGCGGAUUCUUCAGAGGAGACGCAUUCGCACGCUGCGCUUGGUUUGGUCGCUCAUGGCCGUGGUCGCGCUGUCCCUGGCCGUUUGCAGUGCCAUAUUUACAGUGUGGACAAUGCGGCAAACGCGGGACCUGUCCAAGUCCUUCAAAACUCUGCAAGAGCGCUUGGAACAGGUGAAUAUGCAGCGUAAGGCCAUCUUCCAGCUCAUCUUGGAAAAACGCGAACUGCUGGAGAGCCAGAGGUUCCGCAGAAGCGCGCCAGGGAGAAAAGAACGGAAAGUGGCCUCUCAUUUCGAGAUAACCAAAGAUUCUGUUCAGAAAGUUGGGAAUGAGGGAGUCAUUAAAGGAUGGACUGAGGAAGUGCUGAAUAUGAGCCGGGCAGUGCAUUAUAAUCCAGAGACCGGCACCUUUAAAGUGGAGCGCAGCGGUGUCUACUUCCUUUAUUGUCAAGUGCACUUCAACGAGAACCAGAGUCAGUACGUGAAGCUGGAGGUCUCCGUCCCCAAAGGCCCCUCGCUCCAGUGCAUGGAGGGGUACGGAACCACACCGGCCUCCGGCUCGCACAGGUUUCACUUCCUAAAGCCUUGCCAGGUCUCCGGCCUCCUCCGCCUUAACAAGGGUGCAGAGCUAAAGGCCGUCACUGGAAGUUCCUUUAGCCUUCAGGAGUCGGGUAAACAUUACUUUGGCCUCUUCAGAGUUAACUAGGACGGUUCGUCAGCUUUAACUAUAAGGACUAUAUAAGUUUAUAGUUUUUCACACAUCACUGGUUCAAAUCCAAACCUGUAUCUUUGACCCUGGAUCCUGCUGUUGCCUUUUGACUCGACAAGGUAUAUCUCCACAACCGGUCGUCCGUGAUCACGGGUGACUCCUUAUGAACACAAGUGCCCUUCCAAAAGAUGUCAUCGGGAUGUCAGCGACUGCACUGCAUGCCUCGUCGGAUCAAUUUGUGGAGAAAAAAAACGUCUCGGUCGGACCGCAAAUGCCUUAUUAAACGCAAACCAGCACAAUUUCAACUACAUAAAUAUAGCACUUAAUUACAGCAUACCAGAGACUUCACUCCAGCAGCGUGGUUGGCUUAUAUACUGGCAUAACCAAUUUGAACAGAAGGAUGUGAAGGGCAGGCCACUACAGGCAUGAGAGGCUUUACCACUGGUUACUUGGCUGGACCAAAACAAAGUUGACCUAGUUCCUGGACUGCCUUACCACUGGAUGGAUUCAGCACAGAAAAAAAAAAGGUUUUGGUUGUUGAUUAUGACAACUGUUGAGUGACUAAAUAUGCAUUUAAAAGUUAUAUAUGCCAAAUGCUAUACUAAACACCAAUCAAAAUCCAAUAGAAACAUUAAAACUGUUAAUGUUUACUACA
Molecule: messenger RNA, 1975 nt
Organism: Paramisgurnus dabryanus
Lineage: Eukaryota; Metazoa; Chordata; Actinopteri; Cypriniformes; Cobitidae
Source: RefSeq, a predicted model, not a curated record